Messenger RNA from Umbelopsis ramanniana AG, 1723 nucleotides. RefSeq lists its product as uncharacterized. The transcript has 9 exons. Bases 215 to 1723 code for a protein of 502 amino acids. NCBI's taxonomy places the organism in Eukaryota, Fungi, Mucoromycota, Umbelopsidomycetes, Umbelopsidales, Umbelopsidaceae. The record is from RefSeq and is a predicted model, not a curated record.
AAUUUCAAAAAUGCACUGCGUAUACGACAACUGCACUUCCAACCCUAAUGGCUACCGCAACAAUAGGUCGCUUCGUAGACAUAUCAGAGAUGUUCAUGGCUAUUCAAUUGAAGUCUCUACAAGUAGCAGGGCAUACCAAGAUGCUGACGACACUUGCGUAUUUCCAUCUUGCUAGUAUAAUACAGACGACCAAGAGGCGUACAAGGAGCAUCUAAUGAAUGCGCAUGAUUUUCCUAUAUCUCUCGGCAACCAACCUUCGGAGUUGGCAGGAGUGGACGAGCAACCGUCAGCUCAGGAGGACAUAACUGCGGGACUGCUCGCUUCAAGCCCUAUGACUUUAACUGAUGAACCUUCAGCUUCUUCUUCUGUGAUGGCGGAAUUGUCAGCUUCUGCCCCUGUUAUCGCGGAACCAUCAACUUCAGUCCUUGUGAUUGUGGAACCAUCAGUUUCAGAUGAUAUAGUUACGGAGCCACCAGCUUUAGCUUAUAAUCUUGCGGAGUCGGUAGCCUCGAGUUCUUUAAUCAAUUACGAAGCAACUACAUACUCUACAUCAUUAGGACCUUUGAACACGACUGUUUCACAGGAAAGAGAUUCCGGUGAGGUUACCGAAAAUAGUUCUUCCCAGCGUGAAGAUAGAAAAAGUCAAAGAUUGGUUACCCCGAGGCUUUCUAUAAACCAAGAGAAUGAAACCGCGAUCCCUUCAUGGGUUGAUAUGGUUGGCACUCUUAAUGAACCCGAUAUGUUUGGCACCCUCAAUGAACCCGAUAUGGUUCGCACCCUUGAUGGACCCAACUUAAUGAGAGCUGAAUUGUAUACAUUGGAAAGUAUGGUCCUCUUCGGAAUAGCUGGCGCCGUAAGCGAAGAAAUGGAGGAGAAAUUUGCUUCCAACCGAGAAGAUAAUCUUAGUCGCUUGAGCCUUAAUGCCAUACCAAAUGCCAUGGAAUAUCUGAAAAGAGUGUUGAAGGCUGAAAAUCCAUCAGAAGCUAUUGCUAGGUGCGUCGAGGAAAUCGACGUUUCAACUUACAAUGGCCAGUUCCUUGCGAUCAUGCAAGGAACCCUUAAUGACUUCUGUACAAUGAGGCGGACCAAAACCAAUUUCAAGUACCCUGACGAUCACGAAAGGACGUAUUGGAUUGACUCCGUUGCCCCCAUGUUCAAGUAUUUUAGUACGAUUACCGAUCUGGUUUCGUUCAUUUGGGGUGAAACGGUUACUAUGCGUAUUGACUUUGCUUCAUAUUUCGACGACAUCGAAGGUCUUGAUCCGGAUCACUAUGUGGAUGGCCUUGGUGAAAGUGAAUACGGAAAAUGUAUAGUGAUGGAGGCCUCUGGCGAUUCCCUUCCAGAGGAUGACCUUAACACAAUGGAUGACACAGCGAAGCUGCUCCAAACCGCGAUUGGAAUACUGACAGACUAUCAAGUAGAUUGCAAGUACGCCGCCUCUUUUUCAACUUUUACCAAGCUGCAAAUCUUGACAGUUCGCAGUUUCAAGGACAGUAUGACGCUUUAUGGCGUAUCCGUCACAGCUGAGAAGAAGAUGUACGAGUAUCUUACGCUAAGAACGGCCAGAAUUCCUGUUUUCUGGGAGCAUCGUGAAGACUGGUAUAGCAUGUUUGAACUACUUGCUGUUGUGAUGGCAAUUUUACAAGAACAGGAGCAGGUCCACCUUCAACUCUUGGAAGAAAUGCGACAUGAAGUCGUUCCAAGUGUGGCAGGUCCACCCUAA